This is a messenger RNA of Manduca sexta (tobacco hornworm), 3499 nucleotides long. RefSeq lists its product as uncharacterized. The record is from RefSeq and is a predicted model, not a curated record. The coding region runs from base 308 to 1891 and encodes 527 amino acids. The transcript has 4 exons. Gene Ontology annotation, biological process: G protein-coupled glutamate receptor signaling pathway; regulation of synaptic transmission, glutamatergic. Lineage: Eukaryota; Metazoa; Arthropoda; Insecta; Lepidoptera; Sphingidae. Gene Ontology annotation, molecular function: group II metabotropic glutamate receptor activity. Gene Ontology annotation, cellular component: membrane.
CCGUGGCCGUGGACGAACGCGCUUGCGCAUCGAGCAAUGAGCACGUGCACCCGUCACGCAUUACGGAUACCCAGAAAUUCGCUUAGUUUGUCCCUAGACUCCGUGCCAAUCGCACGCAUGGAGGCUUGAGAGUUCCCGCGCAAGUGACUAUGAAACGGCAAACAUCUAUAAAUGGCACCGGUCUAGCAGUGUUUUCUACAAAAGGCUUUUUAGAGGGUGGCAGCUCUGAAGAAAUAUUUUCAGAUACGAACACGAUCGCGAAUGUGUCUACUACGAGAUUCGGGCAGUUGAAGGCCCAGGUGGCCUGAUGGCGACAGAAGCGGUGCGAGUGCUGCUCGUCACUGCGGCCCUCUCGGCGGCACUAGCCAAUGUCGAAACGGCGCGCUUCGGCGACCGACUCGCACCGCGCGUGCCCGCUGCAUAUGCGCCACGCAGCGCUCCGUCCGCGCACCACCGCGUUGAAAAUGAAUACGACGAUGGCUAUGACCAGGAAUAUGAGGAACAAAACCUCUCAGUUGACGAAGACGAAGAACAGCCGGAAACGGAGCCGCCUCCGCGACGGCCGGCUCGUACCGAAGCUCACCGUCUAGAAAUGAGUACGGAAUUCUUUGUAAUUCCGAAGCGCACUUCACCACGACCACUAUCGUCGUCUUCUUCAUCAACAGCCUCAUCACCACGACAAUCAAACACGACUGUAGUACCGACCACUACGCAACCAAUAACGAGUGCGUUACGACCAGAAACGUGGGCCGUGCCGAUAAUAGCUCUGGCAUGUAUAAUCAUGGUGGCGAUUGGUGGCUUUGAAGUGUUCAUAGUGUGGGGUGCGAGCCGUAAAGCACCAAGCCAUCGGCACUUGCUUCUCGGACAGACUUUAUUAUUCGGAUUAUUUUCAUGUGCCGCAACCGCCGCAUUGUUUGCGACAACGCCGACUGCUUUUACUUGUGGUGCUGUGCGAUUUGGAACAGGCGUAGCUUACGUGAUCGUUUUCGCGUCUCUCUUAGUAAAAUGUGUAUUUUUACUUAGUUUAAACGGUGGUGUAUAUUUACCUGCAAUGUACCAGGCAUUACUUUUGUUUUUCGCCGUGAUGAUACAAGUGGCUAUCGGUGCGCAGUGGCUCGGCGGUUCUCCACCUAAAGUGAUCGCCGGUGGUGGACGAUGCGACACUCAGCUCUCUGACCUGCUGUUAUCAUUGUGUUAUGCAGCUUUUCUGAUCGCAGUAGUAUGCGGAGUGGCGUUGCGAUCGCGUGGCAUCCGGGAUAACUACCGUGAGGCAACACACAUAGCGGGAGCAAGCGGCGCCACGGCUGCGGUGUGGGUGUGCUGGGUAGCAGCGGCGCUGGGCGCACCAGAACGGCACCGCGAUGUGUGCGUGGCGGCGGGUCUGCUUGCCACCUGCGCAGUAGUGUUCGCCCUCAUGUUCGCGCCCAAAGGCCGUCGCCUGGCGGCACUAGGCCGCGAGGGCCGCUGGGACGCGGACCGCGACGAAGGCCUCAGCUCUCUGGGUGCCGGUGGCUCUGGUUAUUCGCCCUCAUUCUUCCACUUCAAACCGGUCAAAUACGGCAUGGUGUCUGCCAACGCGGCCGCUCCGGCUCCACCGCCCGUGCUCGAUCGUAAAGAGCCGCCCGCUCAGCCAGCCGAUGCGUAUGGCGCCAUGUUCGGGAACUCGCUGCACCUACACUCACGCGUUAUGUACUCUCCGCCGCACUACCCAAUGCACCCCCUUAUGCACUACCAAUACAACUACCCGCCUUAUCCUUACUUGCUACCACCAGGCGUGAUGUUGCGCCCGGAGGAGGGUAACGUGUACACGAGCGUGGAGCCCACCUUCAGCAGCAACCCAAACGUGUUCUUCCAACGCACGGAGCCGAUGCACGUCGGCAUGAUGUACUGAGCCCUGACAAACCAAGGUUCCAAUGCGAACACUGGAAUUUGGCAGUGCGAGCAUUAGAAUAAUACAGCCCCGCCAUUAGUAAAAGUAUACCUGGUAUAAAAAUACCAUCUGUGUUAAGUGUUUUGAUCGCACUGUCGUGAGUAUUAUGAAAAUGACAUUAUUUACAUAAUUCUGGGGCUUUGUGGUGAAUAAAACAUUACGGUGUGUGACAACAACGAAUUGACAAUGAUUAUGGUGGAUGAUGCGGAAUGCGGACACACGAAAUUAAAAUAUUUUUGCUGCCGUAUAAAAUACAAACAUAUUUGGAAAUUACUAUACCUGCUUUGUUUUAUGAAGUACGGGUGCGAUUAACAAAGUAUUUUUGUAGAUAAAGAAGCGUCAUAAUGCCUAGCGUUAUAAAGCCUCAUUUAGGUGGAACAAUUUUCUUGCCUUUUACGAGAGAAUAGUACGGAAUUAUUGCUAGUAUGCGAGUGUUCAGUACUCGCAUGCGAUUAAGACAUACAAGAAUCACUGAAGCCUGUCGCCCAAUGCGACUUUACACGAUAAAACUUAUUUUCAACGGUGCGAGUAUCUUAGGUACAUUAUUUUUAAUAUCAGGUGUGUUAUUAUGAUGAUGGUUGAUGAAUGAUGUGGGCUUGUAAUAGAUAAGACAUGUCAUUAUUUCAUAAUGCUAAAACUUAUUUAUUGAUUUUUAUCACAGUUUGCGGUGGAAAACUAACUUUAUUUUUUAUACUUUCCUAACUGAUUCACUUAACAAUACCCCUUUUCUAUGUACUGUUUUUAACGUGAAAAACAUUUUUUCGUAAUUGUUUUAUCUUAUAAUUACUUCAUUUAUUAGAAAUUAGUAAAACAUUUGUAUGUCAUUAUUUAACAAAACCACUACUAAAAUUGCAAAUGGUAGGAAGCGCAGCUUUCGUGCAUAGAGCCAAUAGGAUUAUUGCUUAGGCGACGUGACUUUCACCCGUCACGCGAAGGCAAAUUGCCUCGCCAUUGCACAUGUUUAGGACAACACCAGAGGCGGCCUUUGGGAGAGGCGAACCCGGCAACCGCCCGGGGCCUCGCGCGAUGCCUUGGAAGACUUUUGUUUACGAUCUUACCGACAAAACUAUUAAAAGAGAUGCAAUUUUGUUUCUCCGCCCGGGAUCUCGCAUCACUUAGAGUUGUAACUGGGUCAACAUUUUAUGUUCUUUCAUGAAUCCCACGUAUGAUGCGAGAAAAUUGCACCGCCUUAAUGAGACUGCAGGAACACCGCAUUAGGCUCAGCAAAGGCUGCACCUGCAUGCAUGUAAACCAAAAAGUACUUCAUACUAAAGAAGUUAAUUAUUUAAAUUGAAGCACUCAAUAUUUUCGUAUUAUUUCUAGUCAUUAUUUUUGUACAUUAUCACUAUAAAAAAUCAUAAUUGGUACACUAUCAUUUUAUACAGCAGCAAUGAAAUAUUGGUUUCAAAAUCAAAUUUAAAGGUGAAAACAAAAGCUGUUUGUGAUUUAACAUACUUAACCCACCCCUGAAUGUUUUGAAAAACAGCUAUUAGGUAUAUAUAACAAUUCGUAAUUUUAAGUACGCAAUAUAUACAAAACAAAUGUAAAUAAAUCAAAAAUAUAUAAAAA